Messenger RNA from Brassica rapa (field mustard), 13206 nucleotides. RefSeq names its product LINE-1 reverse transcriptase homolog. NCBI's taxonomy places the organism in Eukaryota, Viridiplantae, Streptophyta, Magnoliopsida, Brassicales, Brassicaceae. The record is from RefSeq and is a predicted model, not a curated record. Gene Ontology annotation, molecular function: catalytic activity.
AUAAUUCGGGUUAUAGUUUUUCACCACUUUUCGAUCUUGAUUCCUCUUCCUCCUCUUCUUCAUCUCCUUUCAUUGAUCCCAAUUGGGGAUCUCCAUUUGUCCCGUUACCUCCCAAUUAUGGAGACUCAUCAUCAUCUUAUGGAAUUUUUCAAAAUUUUUACAAUUAUACAAAGAAUAGUAGUGAUCAUCAAGUGCAAAAGCUUCAACCCGAUUAUUUGGACAUUCCUAAGGUAUAUUCUUAUAGUUAAUUACAACAGGAUUGGGAUUUUUAUAAAUUCUAUGAUGAAUUUCUUAUUUCGAUUCGAUGUGUCUUUGUGCAUGGGUCACUUUACGCAGGAUAGUUCAUGUUCAGGCUUUGAUUCUUACAAAACUAAAGAGAUAGAGAACAUCUGUUUGAGCAAUUUUGACGACUACAAGGCACUAUUCGACCUAAAAGAAUGUUUCACCGCGGAUGAGUUGAUCCUAACUGAUCAGUUAAUCGAUAGAAUAAUAACGAAACACAAUGCAGACACCAAGGCAGAGGUAUUAAUAGACAUCAACUUAAAUCUAAUCCCAUAUUGAUGCUUUGAUCAAUUAAUUUUACGACUGACUAUUUUGGGUAUAGAAGGUUAUACCAUCUCUGUCAUCGGUUAUGUCAUCAGUAACACACAAGGAUUACAACACUGAAGCUUUGGCUAAUGCAAGUUGUGAAGAUUACAAGAAGAAUCAAAUGAUUUGCGCAAAGGCAAAGGACGAGAUCAACAAUAAUGUGGAAAUCUUCCCAAACGCUUUGACUCAACUUGAUCGUGGCCCAUCGCAGUUGAUUCUGACAGAUGUCCAUGAUAUGUCACUAUGGGACGAUCAAACACCUGCAUCUCGUGCAUAUGAUCCGCAAGCACGAUUAGAAGCAUUGAAGAGAUACUUCGCAAAGAAGGAGAAACACAAGUAUGAAUUAUUAUGAUUUUUGAUGAAUUAAAUAUAUUGAAUUUUCAGUAUAGAUAACUCCAAGGAAGAUGCUAGGUAUAUUCAAAAUCUCAAGAUUAUAACGCGUUCAUGCAGGUUUGGGAAGCAAAUUAGAUAUGAAUCUCGAAAAUCUACGGCUGAUACGAAGAGACGAUUGAAAGGGAGAUUUACAAAAGUUGGUGCAGAUUAUGAUUAUGAUCCACGAGUAAAUAAUAAUACUAAAGAGACUAAUAAAUUCAUGAUCUAAUAAAAAGAUGGUUGCGAUCAUAUGAUCAUCAUCGUUAUGGACGUAAACGCUCGCUCGACCAAACGCAAGAAGCAUAAGAUAGUAUAAGGGAUUUGAUUGCUCAUGACUUUUAAAUAGAAGUUCGUAUACCAAUUUGUGAUGACCGAAAGACUAGAAUCUAUAUUAUUAAAAGAGAACGAGUCUUAAAAAAUCUACUUAUGAAAAGUUGUUGGAUCUUUUCAUUAACUAAUUAUGUUUGGUCUUACCUUAUAUAUCUCUAACAAUAAAUGAUAAGAGAUAGUUUUGUGGUAAAAAAAAAAAAGAAAAAAUUAUCAGAGAUAGAUCUUAUUUUUUUUGUUUUAUCUUAUAUUUCUCUAACAAUACUUUUUUUUUGGUCUUACCAUAUCUCUAUCAAUUUUAGUAGAUCUUACAUCUACAAUUAACCCACAUAUAUGGUCUUAUAUAAGUUAAAAAGUUUUUAACACGAAAAUAAAAAAGUUAUAGGUCUUUGUUAUAGCAGUCUUAUUAUUGUUUAUAUUUUAUUGUUUCCGUAACUAUAUUGUCUUCAAACCUUAAGUGUAGCGAGGAUUCGCCAGUCGCGGUAGGAAGCAACAUAAUCAUGAUUCCAAAAAAUGAAGAUUGGGUAUGUAUAUAAUUUUUAGUCGAUUCUGAUAUGGAACAAAGUAACUAUUAGCAGCCAGAAGCAUUAUCUGUAUUUUCCACUGCGGGUGAAACAAGUUUAAUUUCAACAAGACGCAGAGGUUGACUUUUCUUAGGUCUAAAUUUUAUUUUAUUUCGGUCUAACUUAGUUCAAUUAUGUAAAGCCCAAUUUGAUUUGAUACCACUAUCGAUAUUUGAAUUAAAUAUUUUAUGAUUUUGCAAUUUAGAAAAUUACAAUCAAAAAUAUAAACUAAUGUUCCGUACAAUAAUCAAAUACUGAUCAUUCAUGGUUUAUAUCUUAAUAAAAAUUGAAAAGUACCCUUACUUUUAUAAAAGAUUAACAAAACUUAUUAAUGGCAUUUAAAUUUUUUAGUUUUAAACCUACAUAUACACUUAAAUAAAUCAAUAAAUAUUGGACCUGCAUAUAUGUAUAAGAUAUGCUAAACUUAAAUUUAAUAAAAAUAUUUUUAUUUUAAAUAUUUGACCUAUGUAUAUUAUGAAUCCUAUAUAAAUUAACAAACAUUAUGACAUCAAAUAUAAUUUUUUAAAUCUAUGUAUCAAUAUUCAAAAUAAAUCAUUCUUAUAUUAUGCAUAUUUACAUACAAGCCAAAAUUAUAUAUCUUACACCAUAUAUCAUAUACAUAUUUGUAUAUCAUUUUUGUGUGUAAAAUUAUUUAACGAUAAAAAAUAAGUAUAGGUACAAAAAUUAAAAAUGAUUUACUACGUCAUUUUAUACAUAAUAUUGAUAUCGCAAUUAUGAGUUUAACAGUACUUUUAAAAUAUCUAAAAUUAAAUUUUAAAUGUAAAAUACAAACUUAUAAUAGGUUAUUAAUAAUGAAAAUAAACAAAUAUUGUUAUAUCGAUAAGUUUCUUAUAUUCAUUUUUAUUUAGAUGACAUAAUAAAAAUUCCAUCAAAGUUUAAGGAAUCACAAUUUAUGUAUAUCAAAAACAAUAUCAGUAAUUUAAUUUUAAAAAUUAAAAAUAUAAUUAUAUAUUUUGUAUUUUUAUCGGAUCAAUGGUAUCAAAUUGCGGGUUAAUAGCGAGUUUUUGGGGUUUACCCGGAUUCUAUCGGAUUUUUAAUUAACAAAUUUUUAUUAAAUCCAAAAUGGAUUAUAUACAAAGUAGCAGGCCUCCCGGUUCCAGUGGCGAACCUACAUUGUCUAGGGAGGAGGCAGCUGUCCCCACAAUAAUCGAUCUAGAAAUAAAUAUUUUUGCUUAAGAAACAUUAAGCUUUUUGUAGUAUAGGUGGUUUCAAUCAUGAGUUUGCCCCCUAGAUAUGGUUCAAAGCCCCUCUUGCACCUUUACUUACCUUUUUAUUUAUUUUUGCCCCCACUAAUUUUUUUUUCUAGAUUCGCCACUGCCCGGUUCAAUCACGGAUCUGAGUCGGAUACACAAACACUUCUUAAAACUCAAACAUUAUUAUUGAACAACUUUUAGAUUAUAUGUUUUUUAAUAAAAAGUUAUAAAUUUAUGCAAAUUUUAUCAAAAUGUUUCAACAAAAAAAUAUCCGCGUUUUCAAAGAUAUGAGUAGUUUCUAAAUCAAAUAGGGAUAAAAAUAGCGUAGAUUGAUUGUUAAAACUAUGAUACACAUAUGACACAAAAAUCAUUUUCAGUUUAAAGUCAACAAUUCAUAUCAUUACUGCAUUUCUAUAAUGAGAACACAUCGUUCUUCAAUAUAGAAUAUCUAUUCUACUAAAUCAUAUAUAUUAUUUUUAAAUCUAUUUAAAAAAAUACAAUAUUUUGAAGAAAACAAAUGAUAAAAAAAAAAACUCGAUUGUUAUGAUUUGAAACAAAAAUAAUGUUUGUUUAUAAAUCAAUUUUAGAUCAAUAAAUGAAAAAUAAACAUGCGCUUUUUGAGCGCGGGUCAAAAUCUAGUUUUUUUUUUUAAAUAUAGUUGAUAUCUAAACAAGCUAUGUUUCAGAUGGCGUUUCGAGGAAUUUUAGUUUUUCCUUCCAAUUUCUUAUUUGUAUUUUUUCAAAAAAAAUAUAAUAUUAUAUAGGCUAUGACAUAUAGUCAUAUAGUUUUACAAAAUGUAAGAAAUGAUUUCAAAAUCAAGUAGAGCACAACACACAAACUUUCGUCCGAAAAGAUGAAAGGACAAAAGAUGAAAAAGUUUAGUUAUAUUAUUCAUGGUUAACACAAUUGGCUUAGCCAAGUGAUGUAUUGUGAUUUUGCAUUGUUUUAGCUUUUGUGUACUUACACAUGUAUUCAUCCAUUUAGCUUACAUUUAGGUGUGCUUAGUAUCUUUGCAUUUGCAUUGUGCAACCUUUGGAGGAGGUACUUAUGCAAAAUGGAUCAUUCCCAUGCAGCUGCAUCCUCUGCAUUUACAAUCCCAAAAGCUAUAGGAUAUAUACCCCUAUUUCUAUCCUGACAUGCAUCCACUAACAUAACACCUCUGAAAUUACCACUUAGAUGUGCUCCAUCUAUAACAAUAACCCUCCUCAUGAAUGGAAACCCUUUGAUACAUGCGCCAAAAUCAAUGAACAAAUACUUAAACAUUUUCUCAGCAUCAAGUUCAAGCUCUGUUAUUGUAUCUGGAUUGGCCUGCUUUAUUUUGUGUAGAUUCGAAGGCAAGUCCUGAUAGCCACUAGCAUGAGUGCCUCUAACCAUCUCUCGUGCAUAUGCUAAUGCACUAUGAGCCUUUGUAUAACCAAUGUCAAGUUGAUAAACAUCCCUUAUACACUCCAUUAUAUGUUUGGGCUGGAUUCCUUUAAGAUCACUGCCACCACUAAAUCCCUCAACAUACACCUUGCAAAUACAUUUUGCAUUUGCAUGUCGGUGGCGAGAAUACCUAAUGACUGCAGAGCAUGUAUGAAGAUCAGUAUAUUUACGAAUGAGGAAUUCUGGAGAUGAUUUCGACUUAGUUGUAGCACGUAUCCCCCAGGAACAUCCAGCAACGCAGCACUUUGCAUAAAAUACAUGCUUCCAAGACUUUUUGAUGAUGAAAUCAAACCUUUCGAUGACUGAAAGCUUGCAUAAUUUCAUUAUUUGUUCCUUCUUGCCACUGAAUAUGUCACCAGACUUAAUGGUUUCACUCUUCCGCAGCUGUGAUGGCCUCAUAGUAUCAAGUGGUGGCUUCAUAGUAUCAUGUGAUGACUUCAUAGCCUCGUACUAAACAUUUCCAAAACUACCAAAAUCUGCGGCAACAUUCUCUCUGACAACACGCUCUUGAUUUAUGUUCAAAUCAUGACGACCUUUGUUUGCAGUCAAUGAGACAUAUAUACACAUUAUGUCUGUCUUGAAAAAUGUGAUAAAGCUUGCAAGUUGUAUGUCGUUACUCAAGAAAAUCGGAGGAGUGUUGCUAGGCAUUUGCUCCAAUAUACGAUUAGGCAACAUAUAAGCAAACUCGACCGCUUCCAUCUCACUAAUCUUGUCAUCUUCACAAACCAUGCAGAGAAAAUCUUCAUAUUUCGUACCGUCUUCAACAAACAAAGCAUAUCUCCUUCUUACUUGGAUCAAGAACGAAUUCCCAACCAACAUUAUUCAUCUUCCAUUGUCCAAAAAUAGUAAUUAAGUGCAACAUUAUCUGCAUAAUAAAACUUGCGUCAAUAGAUCUGAAGACACAUUCCUUAACUUUUUUUUAAGAAAGACAACAAGGUAUAGUGAAUUGUAGCGGCAAGAGAACAGCAUUGUUAAGGCAAACAUAAAAAAAGUCUUCACCUUUGUUCAAUCAAAUCGCAUAUAAUCUGGUGUCUCAAAUCUGGUUUCAUACCUUGUUUCUCAGAUCUGUUCGACUUCCACCAAUAAAUUAACUUAAAGCUGACAUCAGAGAAAGUAGUGCUGAGGCUUGAAGGUAUGAACAACUAUGUAUCUGAUAUGGGAGAGAGGCGUUGAAGAGAUGAAGGUCGUUGAAGAGAUAAAGGUAUAAUGUUAUCUUUUAUUUAUUUUUUUAAUUUUUGUUAAACCAAUAAUGACAUUCUUGUUGGAAAAAGGUUAAAUGGUAAUUUCAAAAGAAGGUGGACCAUUUUAACAAUUUUCCUUUGGAAGGGUACCAUUCUCCCUUCUGUUUUUGAAAAUAGGGAAUUUCAACAAAUGACCCUUAUUUUUUUUUAUAGUGAAAAGACACAACUCUUAAAACUAAUAGAGUUCAAUUUUUUUACGGAAAGACACAACUUUUAUAUAAUGAAAACACAUUUUUUAAAGAUAAUACAUUUCAGUUUUUUUUUUUUAAAUGAAAUGACACAACUUUAAAAAUUAAUUGGAAUUUCUAUUAUUUAUUUAUAUUUUAUAAUGAGAAGACAUAAUCUUAAAACUAAUAAUUGUGGAAAGAAAGUUUCUUCAGCUCAGGGAUCAUUCAUGUACCACGAACGCAAAAUACAAAGACGGACAGACUAGCACGCAGUGCCAAGAAUCAACAUUCCUACGUCGUUCAUAUGAAUGCAGAGCAUCCCGUUUGGUUUACAGAGUCAGUUUAAAUAUGUUUAAAUUGAUGACAAAAAAAAGAUAAAAAUAAUAAUAAUUACAUUCCAAACCAGUUUUUUUUUAUCAUGACCAAACCACGCCCAUUAGACUAGAAUUAACAAAUCUGGAAAAUUGAUUGAUGAAAAUUCAAUUGAUAUGAGAGGACACCAUUUGGAAGGAAUAAAAUAUGACUAAUUUACUUUUUUAUAUGGAAAGAUAUAACUCUUAAAACUAAUAAAGUUUCAUUUCUUAUGAAAAUACACAAUCUUUUAAACACAACUAUUAAAAGUUAAAACUAAUAUAUUACAGUUUUUUAUUGAAAAUACAUAACUUUAAAGUUAUUGGGAUUCUUAUUAUUAAUUUGUCUUUAUAAUAAAAACACAACUCUUAAAACUACUUAUUGUAGAAUGGAUAACACAACUCUUAAAAAUAAUACAUUUCAGUCUUGUAAUAAAAGACACAAAUUUUUAAUAUUUUUUAGGAUUUUUAUUAUUAUUAUUAUUUUUAUAAGGAGAAGACACAAUUCUUAACUAAUGAGAAUAAAAAAACCUUUUGAGAUAUUUUAACUACUUUUUAAACUAGUUUAUUUUUUAUAGUGAAAAAAAUACAAUUGUUAAAAAUUAAUAGAGUUUAAUUUCUUAUAAAAUGACACAAACUUUUUAUAAAGAAAAGACACAAUUCUUAAAAUUAAUAUAUUUUAGUUAUUUAUGAAAAGACAUAACUUCUAACAUAAAAUAUCUGACCAAAGGAUAAUCAUUAUUUAAUUUGAUAUUAUCUUUUAACACAUUUUUAUUUGACUACUAAAGUAGAUAGGAAUGGAUGAAAUUACUCAUUGAGCCAUCUUCCACGUAAGUUAAGAUCCAAGUCAAAACUUUAGGCCUUAUAUAUUAAUCAAUUUUCCUCAGAAGAUGGAGUACCAUACUUGCUCCCUUGACAAAAUACCAUCAACUUCAACAAAUAUUCCGAUCUCUCGUCUUCUUGAUUCACUCUUUUCUUGUGUUUUUUCAGAGUGGAGACUGAAGAUAAAACUUGAAUAUAACAAAAAAUGGGAGAGGGGGAAGAAGAGGGGAAGAUUAGAUGCUCUAGUACCGUUAUAAUAUUUUGUUGUAUAUUUUUGAUCGUGGGAUUAGAUGUCUUUGCUGGUUUCGUGGCAAUGCAAGCCGAAGACGCCCAACAAGAGGUGAAACAGAGGGUGUGGUUACCCGAGUGUAAAUCUCCAAGCAAAAAAGCUUUCGUGUUAGGGCUAAUAGCAUUAGGAUGUUUGCUAGCAGCUCAUAUCAUCGCCGUUAUGAUAGGAUGCAGUCUCUCCAAUACAGCCACAGUAAUCAGCGGACCUGAGAUCACAGAACACAUCAACAUGGCCUGUAUUUCUCUCACUUGGAUCAUAGCAACUGCGGGAGUGGGGAUACUAACGAUGGGCAUAUGGACUAACAGAGAGUCAAGAUCAGAAUGUGGAUUCACAAGCAAACAUUUUCUGUUUUUAGGAGGCAUAGUGUGUUUCCUUCAUGCCAGUAUCUCUGUUGUUUUUUAUUUAACAAAUAUCGUCUCUAAGAAAUGUUGUUUGAGAAAUGUUUACUAGAUAUUUUUCUGCGCCAUGCGCAAACAUAAUAAUUUAAAAAAUUUUUACUUAAUUUAUUUUAUUUAAUUUUUUUAAAAAAAUAUAAAGAAAUCAUUUGUAAUUGAGAUUCUAUUUAUUUUUUGAAACUUUUAAUUUCCACUGCAUUAAGUUUAAAUAAAUAAUUUUUUUUUGAAUAAUAAUUUUUAUACAUCAUUUUAUUGUUGUAUAAUAUGAACGAUAGAUAUGUCAUAUUUCUAAUAAUUUAUGUCAUCAUUUUCUUUUUAUAGUGACUAUAGACUUAAUAAAUCAGUUGAUAAAUAAUAUAUAUGAUUUUUUAAAAGAUGAACGACAUAACUAUUUAAAAUCAAUAGUAUGUAUUUUAAGAAUAAUUGUUUUCGUAAAAUUCGAUAAUACUUUGGAGAUGUAAAACAUAUGUAGUUUGCAUAAAAGUUUUAUUUGUAGACAUCGAUUAUAAUACAAUGUAUAUAAUAUAUUCAAUAAAAUCAUAAACAUGAGAAGUAUACAAAAUAAUUUAUUCGUAAAACUUAAAUAUAAUAAAGAAAUUAAAUACCUUCGUACAAUUUACAAUUCUUAUUAAAAAAUUGAAAAUAAAUAAAAUUCCAAUAAACAGAUGAAUUUUUGUUUUAUUUUGUUAUUAUUAUGUUAAGUUUGAAAGUUUAUAAUAAAUCAAAUCUAAUAUUCAAUUUUGUUUUACUUAUGUUUAUAAAUAUAGUAAUGGUUUCCAGGUGCUAAGUGACAUAAGAGAAGAGGGCGAGAUAGAGGAGGAAGAAGAGGAGGAUGCGGAGGAGGAUGAGAAUGUACGGCAGGAAACUAAUGGCAAGGAGGAGAUCGUAAACCAGGAGGCAGAUACAAAAACCAGAGAUGCACAUGCACUCCACAGUCAAGCCAAUAGCCAAAGGGGAAAAGGAAAGAAUAACAAAAAACCGAUGAUCAGUAACAAGAGUUUUAUCCAGGCAGUGAAAUCCACCAGUAACAAGAAAGUUUCCUCUAGGAGGAAAUAAUGUCGUCGAUCUUUGCAUGGAACAUGCGUGGGUUCAACAAGCCGCGCAAACAAAGAGCAGUGAGGCAGUGGUUACAAGCUGCGAAGCUGUCAUUUGGGUGUCUACUUGAAACAAAAGUUCAGAGGGAGAAUUUUCAAGGUAUUUUCGAUGCUACUUUCCCGGGUUGGAAUUGUCUUCACAACUACGACUAUCACCCCUUGGGAAGGAUAUGGGUGUGUUGGACGAAUGAUGUAGAGAUAGUUCCAGCCAUGUCAAGUGCGCAAAUGAUUACCUGUUGGGUCAGAAUUAGAAGCACGGGUGUGGUACUGCUAGCGUCUUUUGUCUACGCUUCAAAUCAUGCGACUGAGCGGAAAAUACUAUGGAGGGAGAUGGAGAUGGUAGCGUCGUCAAUGGUGGGAACAAGUUACCCUUGGAUAGUCCAGGGUGAUUUCAACGUGAUUCUCACCACAAAUGAGCAUUCUCGUGGAGCAAACAUGGGUGGAGAGACGUAUGCAAUGAGAGAGUUUCAGGAUGUAGUCAGAAGAUGUGGUCUGGAUGAUCUCGCACAGGUGGGAUCUCUUUUCACUUGGACAAACCGUCAACCAGACACUCCAAUAAGCAAAAAACUGGACCGAGUGUUAGUGAAUGGGCAGUGGCUCUCCUCCUUUCCGGUUUCGUUUGCCACUUUUGAAGCUGGAGGUGUCUCAGAUCACCUGCGAUUCUGGACUCAACUCCAACCCCCAGAGCCAACGAAUCGAAAACCGUUCAAGUUCUUUACCCACGUAACAACACACCCUCGUUUCUUAGAGGUUGUUGCGAAUAUCUGGAACUCCCAGGAGCCACUGUACCACUCAAGAACCGCGCUCAAGAGAUUCCACAGCAAAUUGAAGAGUCUGAAAAGUGCCCUUCGUCAGAUGAAUAGAGAUCAAUUUGGAGAUCUCCCUACAAGAGUUAAAAGCGCUUAUGAUGAGUUAUGUCGGAAACAAGCUGAAGCUACAGACUCACCAUCGCAAGAGGCUUUUGAGGACGUAUCAACAGCUUGGGAGCAUUGGCACCAUAUAUCUGGAAUCGAAGAACAAUUUUAUUUCCAGAAAUCAAGGAUACAAUGGAUGGGGCUAGGUGACAGAAACAAUUGCUUCUACCACAAUGUCUGUAAAGCGAGGAAUUCAAAAAAUGCCAUAAGAAGAAUUAUAGCUACGGAUGGUAGGAUCCUCACUGAUUUAAAUGAUAUCAAGGCGGAAGCAGUUUCACAUUUUGACACCUUUAUGAAUGAUCAGCCGAGCAAUCUGGUAGAUGUAACCAGUGAGUAUUUAGAGGGUUUGAUUGACUACAGAUGCCCUCAAGGAGUUGCAGCGGAGUUAAUAAGGCCAGUGCAAGGCGAAGAGAUUAAGAAGAUUCUGUUCUCCAUGCCGACAAAUAAGGCCCCGGGUCCGGAUGGGUAUCCAGUUGAGUUCUAUAAAGCAGCAUGGCCAGUGGUGGGAAAGGACGUCAUAGUGGCUGUUCAGUCCUUCUUCUUAUUUGGAUUAUUGCCUCGUAGCACCAAUGCGACCUUGCUAUCACUGAUCCCUAAGAUGACAGAGGCGGAGCGUAUGACAGACUACAGGCCUAUUGCGUGCUGCAACGUAGUAUAUAAAGUCAUCUCCAAAAUCAUAGCGCGGAGGCUCAAGGCUACUCUGCCUCCUGCAAUCGAGCUCAACCAAUGCGCGUUUAUAAAGGGCCGUCUACUCCUCGAAAACGUCCUUCUCGCAACUGAGCUAGUUAAGGACUAUCACAAGCCAGGCAUCUCAUCGCGCUCAGCAGUAAAGCUCGACAUCUCUAAGGCGUUUGACACUGUCCAGUGGUCCUUCAUUGAAACUGUACUUCGGGUUAUGGGGUAUCCAGCUUUAUUUGUUACUUGGAUCAUGCGGUGUGUGGAUACAGCAGCUUUCUCGGUCUCAGUUAAUGGUGAUCUUGAAGGUUUCUUCUCCAGCUCAAGGGGUAUCAGACAAGGUUGCUCACUCUCUCCUUACCUGUUUGUUAUUGUUAGUAACGUCCUCUCGAAGCUACUGAACUCCGCGGUGCUAAAUAGGCGUAUUGGCUAUCAUCCGCUCUGUGAAUCCCUCAAGCUGACACACCUAAGUUUUGCGGAUGACAUAAUGGUCUUCACUAAUGGUACACCAACUUCCCUUGAAGGAGUUCUGGAGGUAUUUGAGGAAUACGCUAAUGUCUCGGGCCUCCGCAUAAACGUCGCUAAGUCAACAGUCUUUGCUGCUGGGAUUGACAAGCAACGACUUCAAGACAGGGCGAUCUCAGCGGGUUUCACUAUAUCUGAGCUUCCUAUCAAGUACUUGGGGCUUCCUCUGACAACAAAAACCAUGACGAGGAACGAUUAUGAACCACUGCUCUCAAAAAUUAAAGGCCGGUUUCAGAGUUGGACUAGUAAAACUCUCUCAUUUGCAGGGCGGCUUAUGCUAAUAAAGUCGGUUAUUGCAAGCACAACCAACUUUUGGUGCUCUGCUUUCUGCUUGCCAAAAGCGUGUAUGGAGGACAUAGACAGCUUAUGCUCAGCUUUUCUGUGGAGUGGCUCUCCAAACGAUUCCUCUAAAGCAAAGGUCUCAUGGACAGAGGUAUGCAAGCCGUUCAAGGAAGGAGGUCUGGGUAUUAGAAGCAUAGCUGACGUGUCAAAGGUUUUCUCUCUUAAGCUUAUAUGGCGGUUGCUAAGUGAAUCGCACUCGUUGUGGGUUGAUUGGAUGAAAAAGUACAUCUUAAGGAAUGAAUCUUUUUGGGACGUAAGAGAUACUGGAUUAGGAUCAUGGGUAUGGAGAAAGCUCCUCAAGUUGCGGCAUCUGGCAAAGGAGUUUGUGCACAUAGAAGUUCACAAUGGUCAGACAGCUCGCUUCUGGACAGACUUGUGGCAUCCACGAGGCAGACUGAUUGAGAUUGCAGGGGAAACCGGUACUCAAAAACUGGGCAUUGAUCGAGCAGCACUGAUCAGUGAUGUAAGGACUGCUGAAGGAGUUUGGAGAUUUCGGAGAUGCCGGGACAGACAGAUGCGCGAAAUUAUCAAUAUGAUUGAGAACCAUCAGAUGGAAGUUAAUCACCAAGCUCCUGACGUGGUCAUGUGGAGGAAAAAUGAAACCGAGUAUUGCAGACAAUUUUUCACAGCAGAGACAUGGCAGAGAAUUCGGACUCAUGAUGGUCUCAAGGAGUGGAGUAAAGUUGUGUGGUUCCAACUGGGAGUGCCGAGGUUUGCGUUUAUUACUUGGCUGGCGAUAAGGAAUAGGCUCUCCACCGGCGAGCGCACAGGAGCUUGGGGCCAACCACAAGGAUGUCUCUUCUGUGGAGAGCCAAAUGAGACAAGAGAUCACCUAUUUUUUGCGUGCCCCUACACAUACACUCUAUGGCUUGAAGUUGUUGGCACUCUGCUAGGGAGACCGCCUGAUCCUGACUGGGAGAGCACUCUUGAACUUCUUACUACCCAUAGCUAUGGGCGACUUGAGUAUCUGUUGGUAAGGCUGGUUUUUCAAGCUGCAAUAUAUAUAAUUUGGAGGGAGAGAAACGAUCGGAAGCAUAUGAAGAAGCCAAAGUUGCCAAGUCAAUUGGCUAGGAUUGUGGACAAAACAGUUAGAAACAGAAUCACUUCUACUGGUUAUGUGACGAAGCCUCGGCUGAGAGGGCUCAUGCAAGUCUGGUUCUUAGCUCAUACGUAGUUUAUACUUAGCCAUAGCCAUAGUCUAUAUGCAUCCAGAAUAAAGUUGUACAUAAACAUUCCUUUAGCUGAUGAUUAAUAAAUUUAAUAAUUCAUCAAAAAAAAAAAUAAAUAUAGUAAUGGAUAUAUACUUAGUAUCUUAUAUUUUUAUUUUUGUAACUGAAUUUUAUCAGAAUUAAUUAUAAGCCAUCUCAUAAUUAAAAAUGAUCUAUGUUAUAUUUUUUAGUUUGAUAUAUCAUUAUAUUUUUUAGAAUGAUUGUAAUGAUGCAUGUUCAAAUCACAUGGUAAAUAAUAUCUAGGAGAUUUGUGAAAUAUUCUUAUUUAUUUAUCAUAGUAGUAGUACAAUAAUAAGAUAAUGUUAUGUGGGGCCUGGGAGGGAAAGAUAUUUACUAAUCGAGUAUAAUAUCUUGCUUUAUAUCUUUCUCUUAUUGUAUAAACUAGAUCAUUUCUCCGCGCUACGCGCGAAUAAUAUAUUUAAAUCUGCUAUAUUAAUUAUUUUUAUUUAUAUGUGAAUUUUUGUAUAUUAAAUUAUAUAUAACUAGUUUUUAAAUUUGUUUUUUUAUAUAUUUUUAGUUUGAAGUAAGUAUUUCUAUUAUAUGUAACACAAUUAACUAAUAAAAUAUGAAGAAUCAAGUCCAAGAUUUUAGAGUUAUGUAAAAAAAAUAUAAUUAUGUAUAGAACAUAAAUAUCUUAGUUUAAAAGAUUGGAAUCUCAUCUUGAAUAAAUUCAC